CUGAAGGCGGCUCAUUUGAGUUUCGUACGUCUGUGGGGCGAGUGGAAACCAGGGAAAGUGAAAAGUGAGUGUCACGCAAAAAGAGGAGGAGGAGAAAGAAAACCAUAGGCAGAACCGCAACCACAACCAGAAGCAGAACCAGAGCUAGAACGUGGGAGCAUUCCGUAUACUGGGCGAGACAGCAGACACAUGUUGUCAUGUUGACAAAUGCUAGGGAAUGGGAAUUGAAGAGCAGUCAACUGUUGCUGCUGCUGUUGCUUAUGGUGGGGCAAGUGCUGCGCGGAGAUGGCGCCUCGGUCACCUGGGGACAUGUCAACAAAUAUGCCAGCCGGCUGUAUACCGAAGACGUGUACCUAACGCCCGAGACCCCAGGCAGAGAUGUGGUCUACGGCUCGAAGAAUGGCGCUGAUAGCUACAGGAUUACGGCAGUGCAUGUGGAGGAUCUCAGCAGUUCACUAGCAGAUGGCGACGCCGAUGCCGAGACUCUGGUAGCAGAGGGUGGCAUUGGCGAGCAGUUUGUUGUUGUACAUUGCCAACGAGGCAAACAAGUGCUUGGGGCGCAAUCGGUACAUCUACAAGUGUCCAUCUAUGGGCUGGAUCUGUGAGGUGUCUGUGCGUGUGUCUGUGGGAUUGUAUCUCUUUGGGUGCUGCAAAUAUGAAUUACUAUAGAAUCAACACUUGACUUGGCUUGUUACAUUGUUAAGUGUUAAGUAAUAAUCACUUAAAUGUGUGCACAAAAGUAACUCUGAUAGAGCGCUUGUACUUCUACUUGUACUCUUAUCUUUUUUCAAUUCUUAGGCAUAGCCGAUAGGUUUAUUCAAGUUUUUCUUUCGCUUUUGCUAUUUAAGUAUACCCUCAAUUCGAGUGGAUUUCAAACUCAUUAGACGCCAAUUAAAGUUUGUUUAUGCCACUGAAAUACUUCUGCUUUGACAACAUCUGUUUGUAUCCUUAUAAAGCUGUAGCUAACAAGUUUAUAUAUUAGCAGUUUUAUGAUUCACUUCAACUUUUAUCCGGGCAAUUUGUUGUGCAGGUGCUCGACUUGUCGUACGACUUAGUUAGGAAAUAAUGAGAUGCAAAUGGCGGAUGCACACAGAACACAGAUAAAUGUGUAUAUAUAUAUAUAUAUACAGUACACAUGCAUAACUGUAAGCCGCUAUGCGGUUUGGUUUUCUCUGGCAUUUAAGCCUGCUCAAGCGUCUGGUAAAUCAGUUUUUCCCUCAACACUUUACCUUGGCUGUGCCUUGUCUGCCUUACCCAUUGCCAACCGUCUAGCAUCGCUUUUCUAGCUCGCCUUCUGCACAUUUCCCUUUGAAAGUACACUGCAAAACUGAUGUAUGUAAUAGGAUUUAGUCAUAGCUGAUCCCUUAAAAGAUAGUUACGAGCAGGUUGAAAUGCUCAGCACACAGCUGGGUGCGAUGUCCCCCAAAAGCUUGCAAAGGAAAAAUAUACAUAGUUUCCUAGUCAUAUUAGCAGUUUUCACAGGGUUCUAAAAUGGGAAAUGUAAUUACAUUUUUCACGGUACAAACUAAUGGUCUCGUCUGUGUUGUUUGCAAUGGGAAAACAACUAAAACAAAUUAGAAAACAUUUCAUUACUUCAUAUUUGGCCUAUCUUUGUGCACAUUUCUAUUAAGAGAAAUGUGCAAAUAACAUUAAAUAAAUGUAUGUAUAAAUAAGUUAAAUAAAAUGAAGCAAAUUCACAAAACAGCACACAGAACUUUGUUGGUUGUGCCAAGUUUAGGUCAAU
Drosophila obscura is the source of this 1744-nucleotide messenger RNA. RefSeq lists its product as uncharacterized. Bases 198 to 605 code for a protein of 135 amino acids. Lineage: Eukaryota; Metazoa; Arthropoda; Insecta; Diptera; Drosophilidae. The transcript is spliced from 2 exons. The record is from RefSeq and is a predicted model, not a curated record.